AUGGAAUCCACUCUCCGUCACGGCUCCGCCCCGUCAAUCGGCGUCGUGACCGAGUUCCCCUCCCCGAAUCGCUCCACACCACGGCCUCCUCGACUCCCCAUCCCCGCCCUCAGACACUUCCCUCCUCAUUUCCACCUCUAUUCUCCUCCCGCUCUCCACCGCCACUCUCUCCGCUUCCUCACAAAAUCCUCCUCUCACCACCACAACAACCACUUCGUUCACGAUCACGACCACCACCACCACGGACACGAGGAACACCACAACCACCACCACCACCAUCAUCACCACCACCACGAGGGAGACAGUGCGUCACUAACCGGUUUCCAGGGAGCUCUGAUAAAAUUCGCGAGAGCGACAGGAUGGGUAAAGCUAGCCAACAUAUUGAGAGAGCACUUGCAGCUCUGCUGCUGCUCCGCCGCGCUCUUCGUAGCCGCCGCCGCCUGCCCCUACCUCGUUCCCAAGCCUAUCGUUAAACCUCUCCAGAACGCCUUCAUGCUCGUAGCCUUCCCUCUCGUCGGGGUUUCUGCUUCGCUGGAUGCCCUAACCGACAUUGCCGGAGGGAAGGUGAAUAUGCACGUGUUGAUGGCUAUGGCAGCAUUUGCUUCCGUUUUUAUGGGCAAUGCCUUGGAAGGAGGCUUGCUUCUUGCCAUGUUCAAUUUGGCUCAUAUUGCUGAAGAGUUUUUCACUAGCCGAUCAGUGGUAGAUGUUAAGGAAUUGAAGGAAAAUCACCCGGAAUCUGCGCUGGUGCUCGAUGUGAAUGCUGAGGAGUUUCCUGACCUCUCUGAUUUGUCAUACACAAGCAUUCCCGUCCACAACGUUGAAGUGGGAUCCUAUAUUUUGGUGGGAACUGGUGAGGCGGUGCCUGUAGAUUGUGAAGUUUUUCAAGGUGGUGCGACAAUUACUAUUGAGCACUUAACUGGAGAAAUCAAGCCAAUAGAAGCAAAAGUUGGAGACAGGAUUCCUGGUGGAGCAAGGAAUGUGGAUGGUAGAAUGAUUGUGAAGGCCACAAAGACGUGGAAAGAGUCAACGUUGAGUAGGAUUGUCCAACUAACUGAAGAAGCACAGCUAAACAAACCAAAGCUUCAAAGGUGGCUUGAUGAAUUUGGUGAGCGUUACAGCAAAGUGGUUGUUGGAUUGUCUGUUGCUAUCGCCCUCCUUGGACCACUUCUUUUCAAGUGGCCAUUCAUGAGCACACCAGCUUGCAGAGGAUCUGUCUACAGAGCACUGGGGCUGAUGGUGGCAGCAUCACCAUGUGCCUUGGCUGUGGCUCCAUUGGCUUAUGCCACUGCUAUUAGUUCCUGUGCUAGAAAGGGAAUACUGCUUAAAGGAGGACAUGUACUGGAUGCUCUAGCAUCCUGUCAUACGGUAGCUUUUGAUAAAACUGGAACAUUGACAACUGGGGGUCUAAUGUUCAAAGCAAUAGAACCAAUUUAUGGACAUUUGAUUGGAAAUAAUAAGACAAAUCUUACGUCGUGUUGCAUUCCUAACUGUGAAAUGGAAGCACUUGCCGUAGCAGCUGCCAUGGAAAAGGGUACUACACACCCCAUCGGAAGGGCUGUUGUGGAUCAUAGUUCGGGGAAAGAUCUACCUUCUGUUUCUGUUGAAAGUUUUGAAUAUUUUCCAGGUAGAGGCCUUACUGCUACUCUGAAUAAUAUCCAGUCAGGAACCGGAGGCAGUAAAUUGGUGAAGGCAUCUCUUGGUUCUGUUGAUUUUAUUACUUCACUCUGCAAGUCUGAAGACAAAUCAAGAAAGAUAAAGGAAGCAGUUCAUUCAUCUUCUUAUGGAAGUGACUUGGUUCAUGCUGCUCUUUCUGUUGAUGAGAAGGUAACACUGAUUCACCUCGAGGAUAGACCACGACCUAGUGUUUCAGAUGUCCUAUCAGAACUAAAAGAUCGAGCAAAGAUGCGUGUAAUGAUGUUAACUGGUGACCAUGAAUCAAGCGCAUGGAGAGUUGCUAAAGCUGUGGGCAUCACUGAAGUUUACUGUUGCCUGAAGCCUGAGGACAAGCUUAAUCAUGUGAAGCGUAUCUCAAGGGAUAUGGGGGGAGGUCUUGCCAUGGUUGGUGAAGGUAUUAAUGAUGCACCAGCUCUUGCUGCUGCAACAGUAGGUAUAGUACUUGCUCAACGUGCUAGUGCGACUGCUGUUGCUGUUGCUGAUGUCCUAUUGCUACGGGAAACUAUAUCUGGUGUUCCAUUCUGCAUUGCCAAGUCUCGCCAAACAACCUCUCUGGUCAAACAAAAUGUGGCCCUUGCCUUGACUUGCAUAAUUCUGGCUUCUCUUUCCUCUGUUUUAGGUUUUCUCCCUCUGUGGUUGACGGUUCUUUUACAUGAAGGUGGUACUCUUCUUGUUUGUCUCAAUUCUAUACGCGCUCUAAAUGACCCCAUGUGGUCCUGGGGGGAAGACUUGUUGCAAAAUGCCCAAGAAUUUAAAUCCCGGAUAAGGUUAUCAAAGGCAGAUGACAAUGGGUCAAGUACAUUGCAGACGGCACCGUCAUAA
This is a messenger RNA of Turnera subulata, 2496 nucleotides long. The record is from the annotation of a GenBank genome assembly. Lineage: Eukaryota; Viridiplantae; Streptophyta; Magnoliopsida; Malpighiales; Passifloraceae.